UGGCUGAAGGAGGAAAGGUAGCCCGCAGAGACCUCUCCUCUCCUUUCCUUUCUGUUUUCAGUCCACAGUCAGUGGAAGGAGCGAGCACGCAGUCACAGUCACGCAUACGUACCCCCUCCCCACUCUCGCAGGCACAUUGACAAGCGCGAACGCUCGCACACAACGUGGAAUUUGGGGGGGGACAGCAGCGAGUCACCGGCGUGGUGGUAGGGGUGGGGGGGACUUAAACCGGAGCAUGCGUCCGGCACCGGGUCGUCGAUCCACAAGUGAGCUUCUCAAGUGUGCAGCUGUCGGACAGAGAUUUUUAACGCUAACGGUCCUCUCUGGCGGAGCUCCGCAAAAACUGUUUGGAUUAAUUAACGGCACCACACUUUUCGGGGGCUGUUAAGUUUUUUUUUGUUUGUUUUUUAAUUCAUCAUCUGUGUGCACAAAGAAACAAACGAGCAGUCAGCCUCACGGGGAGUGCCAUUUGGACUCCUCCGUCAUGGACGCUAAUCGAGACGCCCGGAGAGAAGCGAGGAGGUCGCCGCCGGAGAUGUUCACCCUGCCGGCGUUGCUGCCCUUUCUGCUCCUCGCUACGGUCCGCACCGGCUUGGCUCAAGUGGACGACGAUUUCAUCGGUCUCAGCGAGCUGCCGGAAACCUUCCCCUCGGACCCGCCAGAACCGCUGCCCGUGUUCCUGAUGGAGCCGGAGGAGGCCUACAUCGUCAAGAACAAGCCCGUCAACCUGUACUGUAAGGCCACGCCCGCCACGCAGAUCUACUUCAAGUGCAACAGCGAAUGGGUGCACCAGAAGGAGCACACGGUGGAGGAGCGUGUGGAUGAGAACUCUGGGCUGGUGGUGAGAGAAGCCAGCAUCGAGAUCACUCGCCAGCAGGUAGAGGAGCUCUUUGGACCCGAGGACUUCUGGUGCCAGUGUGUGGCCUGGAGCUCGGCAGGGACCACCAAGAGCCGCAAAGCUCACGUCCGCAUCGCUUAUCUGCGGAAGACUUUUGACCAAGAACCGCUCGGGAAGGAAGUGUCACUGGAACAGGAAGUGUUGCUUCAAUGCCGCCCACCCGAAGGCAUCCCGAUGGCUGAGGUGGAGUGGCUGAAAAACGAGGAGGUGAUUGACCCUGCCGAUGACAGGAACUUCUACAUCACCAUCGACCACAAUCUGAUCAUCAAACAGGCGCGCCUCUCUGACACGGCCAACUACACGUGCGUGGCCAAGAACAUCGUGGCCAAGCGACGCAGUACCACUGCCACGGUCAUCGUCUACGUAAAUGGUGGCUGGUCAACAUGGACCGAGUGGUCGGUGUGCAACAGCCGCUGUGGGCGGGGCUACCAGAAACGCACACGCAGCUGCACCAAUCCUGCGCCACUCAACGGCGGCGCCAUCUGCGACGGACAAGGCAUCCAGAAGCUGCCGUGCAAUCCUCUCUGUCCAGUGGAUGGCCUGUGGACAGAGUGGACUAAGUGGUCCACCUGUGGGACCGAGUGCACCCACUGGAGGAGGAGGGAAUGCGGCGCGCCGGCACCCAAAAAUGGGGGCAAGGACUGUGAGGGCAUGGUACUGCAGUCCAAGAACUGCACGGAUGGCCUGUGCAUGCAGAGUUCCUUAUAUCAGAAGUCAGCUGAGGCUAAAGGGAAGCUUGAUUUGGGAAAUACAUUGGCCCCCAGCACGGACGACGUGGCGCUCUACGUGGGCAUCGUCAUCGCCGUGAUCAUGUGCCUGAUCAUCUCCGUGGUGGUGGCGCUCUUCAUCUACCGGAAGAACCACCGCGACUUCGACUCGGACAUUUUGGACUCCUCCGCCCUCAACGGAGGCUUCCAGCCCGUCAGCAUCAAGACGACGCGUAAAGCCGAUCUUCUUACGGCACCCCCUGACCUGACCUCGGCGGCCGCCAUGUACCGAGGCCCCGUCUACGCCCUGCACGACGUGGCCGACAAAAUCCCCAUGACCAACUCGCCCCUGCUGGACCCUCUGCCCAACCUCAAGAUCAAAGUGUACAAUUCCUCCGGCCUGGUGACGCCGCAGGACGACCUGGGAGGCGAGUUCUCCAAGCUGUCGCCCAAGCCGCCGCACUGCCUGCUGGACAGCGGCGAAGGCACGAUCGGGCGGCGCACGCAAACGCUGCUGCGAUCCAGGGACCCUUCCUGUACUGCGGUGGGAUCCUUCAGCUCGCAAGGGGGCCACCUCAUUGUCCCAAAUUCAGGUGUGAGUCUUCUCAUCCCGGCAGGAGCCAUCCCACAGGGUCGAGUGUAUGAAAUGUACGUGACCGUCCAGAGGAAAGAAACCUUGAGGCCCUCAGUGGAAGACGGGCAAGCGGUUUUGAGCCCCGUGGUGAGCUGCGGCCCUCCGGGAGCCCUUUUGACGCGGCCCCUGGUACUCACCAUGCACCAUUGCGCCGUCUCGGACGGCCAACAGGACUGGUUGAUCCAGCUCAAGAGCCAAUCGCCGCAGAGCAUUUGGGAGGACGUGGUGGUGGUGGGCGAGGAGAACUUCACCACGCCGUGCUACAUCCAGAUGGACGACGAGGCGUGCCACAUCCUUACCGAGACUCUUGGCACGUACUGCCUGGUGGGCCAAUCGCUCAGCGCGGCCACCAACAAACGCCUCAAGCUGGCCAUCUUCGGGCCGCUCACGUGCGCCGCCGCCGAGUACCACAUUCGUGUCUACUGCCUGGACGACACGCAGGACGCGCUCAAGGAAGUCCUCCAAAUGGAGAAACAAAUGGGCGGGAAGUUGCUCGACGAACCAAAGACGCUCAACUUCAGCGACAGCACACACAACCUGAGACUUUCAAUCCAUGACGUCCCUCACACACUGUGGAAGAGCAAGCUGCUGGCCAAGUAUCAGGAGCUCUGUUUCCAGCAAGUGUGGGACGGCUCCCAGAGGAACCUCCACUGCUGCUUCACUCUGGAGCGCUUCUCCACCGCCACUGUGGACCUUACCUGCAAGAUUUGCGUGCGGCAAGUGGAGGGGGAAGGUCAGAUCUUUCAGCUGGACACCACAUUAUCAGAGGAUUCGCAAAGCAUCGACACGUCACUGCUGGACCCGGCCAGCAACAUAACCACGCUGGUGGGACCCAACGCCUUUCGCAUCCCCGUCUCCAUCCGCCAGAAGCUGUGCGGCAGCCUGGAUGCGCCGCAGACCCGCGGCAACGACUGGAGGAUGCUGGCCCACAAACUCAACCUCGACAGGUACCUGAACUACUUUGCUACCAAGUCCAGCCCAACGGGGGUCAUCCUGGACCUGUGGGAGGCGCAGCACUUCCCCGACGGCAACCUGAGCCGCCUGGCCCAAGUCCUGGAAGAAAUGGGCCGCCACGACAGCCUCCUGCCCGCCGCCAAUGAGCACUGACAUCAUAUCGGAAACAACACCGCCGCCACCGCUCCUCCGCACACCUUUGUCGUAUUCAUGGACCCCGUCACCAUGGAAACAGCCUCGGGUUAUUCACGAGAAACAAUCCCAAGAUGGAUGUUGAAGAGAAGCGUCUUGGGAGGUCAGGUCUCCACGGCAACCCGGCAAACUGACUCAUGUUCUGUGAUAGUAUAGUAUUUAAUAUGAAUAAUGAUAAUCCCAUUUAUGCUUUUGUUUUUCUAAAUGAGCGCCAAUUCAUUGGUUUUUAAUGAUUACCGUUUGCCGUCUUUCAUCCAACCGUUUGGCUUGAAAAGGUUAAGAACAAGGAUUUUUCCUCAUGAUUAUUUGUACAUUGUGACAAAGGAGACCCAAAAGAGAGGUGGAUGUAGUUCAUGCCCCCCCCCCCAAAAAAAUCUAUUUUUCUAGGAUCAGAUGUAAACAGUACAGUCGAUUUUUGCCAAAUAAUUGACACAAGAUGAGUGAAGUUCACUUGAGGUGGGAAUGCAAUUGAAAUGAAUGAUUGUCACAUCAAUAUCAGUAAUAUUUUUUUUUUGUAAAGCCGUCUAUGCAACCUUUUUUUCCCCUACAUGAAUUACAUGUCCUUAAUGGGGGUGGCCAUUUUUUCUUUCUAAUUUGUUGUACGGCUUUAUGAUGCUAACGUGUGCGAUUUGUAAGUGAGGAUCCUCAACAGACGCUCCAGUCUCAACGUAAUUGUAUAAAGUGUAAGAAAUGUGAUUUUUAAAACUAAUAAAUUAUAUUUAUAUGCAACACUGACGACAAAAGACAGUGUGGCAUUUUAUUGU
Hippocampus zosterae (dwarf seahorse) is the source of this 4149-nucleotide messenger RNA. RefSeq names its product unc-5 netrin receptor Cb (gene unc5cb). Gene Ontology annotation, biological process: netrin-activated signaling pathway. NCBI's taxonomy places the organism in Eukaryota, Metazoa, Chordata, Actinopteri, Syngnathiformes, Syngnathidae. The record is from RefSeq and is a predicted model, not a curated record. Gene Ontology annotation, molecular function: protein binding; netrin receptor activity. The coding region runs from base 485 to 3346 and encodes 953 amino acids. The transcript is spliced from 17 exons. Gene Ontology annotation, cellular component: membrane.